Molecule: messenger RNA, 360 nt
Organism: Brassicogethes aeneus
Lineage: Eukaryota; Metazoa; Arthropoda; Insecta; Coleoptera; Nitidulidae
Source: the annotation of a GenBank genome assembly
AUGCCGGAGUCUCCGUGCAGUAUUCACAGGGUUGGAGGCGGUUUACUGCGUUCCCCCUCAGAAGACAAAGACGUGGGGGCGUAUUACGACUUUCCACCCCCGCCAACAAUUAGCUACCAAUUCGAUGAGCACUUCUCGCGUGAAUAUCUCAGGAAUUUCCCGCGAGAUGUCACCACCAACACGGUAUCGACGACGGCGGACGUCGUCAACUGCGACGAUUUCGACGUCGACGUCGACGAGCAGCGUCAUUUCGACGACUACACGUCGCGCGACCAUCACCAGGAGCUGGUGCAGUUCGACCUGGAGCAGCCGCUGUCGGUGCGGGCGCCCAGCAUCGUUCUGCCUAAAACGAACCUCUAA